Molecule: messenger RNA, 729 nt
Organism: Rotaria sp. Silwood1
Lineage: Eukaryota; Metazoa; Rotifera; Eurotatoria; Philodinida; Philodinidae
Source: the annotation of a GenBank genome assembly
AUGCGAAAUUUGACACGUAAAAAAUGUUUAUUUGCUGUGAAAGAAACACAAAAGUCAAACAAGAUAUUUAGUACAAUAGCACGUCAACUUCAUUGUGAUCGUCGAACAGUUAGUCGUAUUGUCGCUCACUUCAAUGAAACAGGAUUAUUAAAUGAAGGAAAAAGACCUGGUCGACCAACAUCUCUUACUGAAGGACAACAACGGUCACUCGACAAGUACAUUUCAAAAAAUCCAACUGCAACUGCUAAUCAACUCUCAAGCUUUAUCUAUAACAAGUUCAACAUCCGAAUCAGUGAACGUACAUUACAACGAUAUCGUCGAGAUCUUGGAUUUUUUUCCACGAACACAACGAACCAAAGCCAGAUCAACACAAAUUCAAGUCGAGAAACAUCAUUUAUUUGCACUUCUCAUCUCGGUCCACAUGUUCAUAAAUGUCGUCGAUAUGCUGCCGCUCAAGAUAAAUUAAGAUCACAUUGGACGGUAUCAGUUCGUCAGUGGUUUGAUGAUAAUGGUCUUAAAUUAUUAGAUUGGCCAGCACAUUCACCUGAAUUCAAUGCAAUUGAAUAUGUUUGGCACUUACUCAAAGAAACAGUUAAAACAGCACAGCCAAAAAGUCAAGCGGAGUUGAAAGCCGUCGUCGAUCAAGCAUGCCAUCUCAUUUCACAAAAAGUCAUCCAAGGGUGUAUUUCACACAUUUCUACUUUACUCAAAGAAGAAGCAAGCAACUAA